AUGAUGGUUCCUAACGAGUUUGAUACCUUUCCCAAGGUUACGGCCACGCUACCAAUCACUACGCCGACUUCGGUGGCUCCAAUCCCCACGGUGAUCCCCGGCGUCCCGCUCUUCCAGGAUCUCCAUGAUACGGGGAAACGUACUCUUUGGGUUGUCACCGUCCUAAUGGGCAUAUCCUCCCUAGUCUUCUACAGUCUCGCCGCCCGCGCCCCACUGUCCAAACGAGUCUUCCACACCCUAACAUCCCUAACAACAACCCUCUCCUUCAUAACCUAUCUCGCCCUCUCCACCGGCCAAGGAAUAACCUACAAACACGCCCACGUCGUCUUCCACCACAAACACGUCCCCAACAGCACCGACGACUACUACCGCCAAAUCCUCUGGCUGCGCUACCUAAACUGGGCCCUCUGCACUCCCCUCCUGCUAACAACGUUCGCCCUAAUCUCCGGCCUACCAGGCGGCCAUCUGGUCGCGGCGAUAGCGGCCAAUUUCGUCAUGCUAGCCGCGGGCCUGUUGGGUAGCUUUGCGGGGCAUACGGGACAGAGAUGGGUUUGGUUGACGAUUAGCUGUGUGGCUUAUUUGGUCAUGUUGCAUCAUGGGGGGUUCCAUGCGCAGCGGGCGGUUAGGAAUAAGGAUGUGCAGACGAGGAGGUUUUUUGGAGCUUUUUCCGGGUUGGGGUUUUGUGCUUUUGGGUUGUUUCCGAUUGCCCUCGCUGCGGGUUCGCUCGCAUUGAAGAUCACUGUUGAUGUCGAGACUGUUCUUUUUGCGAUUCAGGAUAUCUUUACGCAGGGUCUUUUGGGUUAUUGGCUUUUGCUGGCACAUGACAGUGCCCAGGGAAUUACUCUCUAUGUGGACGGUUUCUGGUCCUCGGGCGUUGGAAACGAAGGCGCUAUUCGUAUUACCGAGGAAGAUGGCGCGUAA
Messenger RNA from Penicillium cataractarum, 921 nucleotides. Its product is annotated as opsin family protein. The transcript is spliced from 5 exons. The record is from RefSeq and is a predicted model, not a curated record. Bases 1 to 921 code for a protein of 306 amino acids. Gene Ontology annotation, cellular component: plasma membrane; endoplasmic reticulum. NCBI's taxonomy places the organism in Eukaryota, Fungi, Ascomycota, Eurotiomycetes, Eurotiales, Aspergillaceae.